Eimeria maxima is the source of this 1380-nucleotide messenger RNA. RefSeq lists its product as hypothetical. The record is from RefSeq and is a predicted model, not a curated record. The transcript is spliced from 6 exons. The coding region runs from base 1 to 1380 and encodes 459 amino acids. Lineage: Eukaryota; Apicomplexa; Conoidasida; Eucoccidiorida; Eimeriidae.
AUGUCUUUCGCGCAACUGAGUGCGGCAGCUUCUGCUGCUGCUGAUGCUGCUUAUAUGGAGGAUGACCGGCGGGCUAAGAAGCUGCAGAAGCAGCUGCGGCUACACAUAGGCAAGUUGCAGUCUUUGCAGCGCAUGCAUGGAACAUAUGACCCCUGUUUUCUGUCUCCACAUGCGUCCUUUGAUGAGCAGCAGCUGCAGCAGGAGCAGGACCAGCUGCAGCAGCACGCGCUGCUGCAGCGCGAGCUAGAGGCCUCCGCAGCUGCUGCUGCGCGUCUUCGCCAGGUCCUGCGGCAGCUGCAGGUGCAUGCCAACGCCGCACCCUCACUGGUUGAGAAGCAGCAAAGGCAGCAACACUACCAGCAGCAUGCUGCUCAUUCAGAGGUGCUGCUGCGAGAGCUUCGGGAUGCUGCUUGUGGGCAGGAAUCGUACCUGCAGCAGCAGCAGCUGGAACAACAGCAACAGGCCGAGCAGCAGCAACAGCAGCAGCUGCAGCAUGAAGAAGGAUUAUCCACACAACGAGAGCAAGGGAGGGUGCACAACGCAGAGCAGCAUGAUGCAGAAUUAACUGCACCGGCAACAGCAGCGGUGUGUCCUGCCACCUCUAGCUUGGGGAGCUCUUCUCGGGUCUCUACCUGUGCUGCUUCUGCAGCAGGUGCAGAUUAUCCCGCGGCAGAAACGUUGGGAGCCUCUGGUGCAGCAGGAGGAGCAGCAGCAGAAGGCCGUUGGGCGCACAGCAUGGGAAAGAACCCUCCUGGGGAUCGUGCGGGUGUCGAUCCCAGCUCCAAUGCGCUGCCUUCUGCUGCUCCCGGUGGACGUGCUGCUUUUGAAAUGCAUGCAGUGCAUGCAAUGCAUACACCACAACCUCACACAAGCUUAGGGCCCAAAAUUGGCGGCUUUUUGGCGCCUCUCCAGCUGCAGCACCAGCUCAUGCAAGCAACCGCUUCGGUGCCCAUCUUCAUUCCUGAUAGCAAAAUAGCGGCCUCUUUGGUGCAGGAGAAAAGAGAUAACUUGGCAAAGAUCCAGCGAGAUGUUAAAAAGCAGGCGAACAAGAAGCUGAACUCGCAGGGGCAGCAAGUGCCUCCCUUCUCUGUUUCUUGUGUUGGUGUACUUCCGUCUGCAGGCAUUCAGUCCCUCUACGAACAAAUGGCUUUCUUCACAAUUGAGCAAGGAAGCCGGCUGGGAGGGCAUCAGGGUUUGGGCCUAGAACAGCACAAACUACGACUUAUCUUCCAGGUCGUGGGUCAGACCUUAGAAGGCAGUCGGCAAGAGGCCGCACGGGCGGCUCGAGAAAUAGCAACGGCUAUGCGUUUACCGUUGUGUCAAAAGAGCAUCGGGUUACCAGCAAGCGAGAGAGACUGCGGGCCGGUCCGCACAGCGUAA